This is a messenger RNA of Mytilus californianus (California mussel), 3409 nucleotides long. RefSeq lists its product as uncharacterized. The coding region runs from base 628 to 1425 and encodes 265 amino acids. The transcript is spliced from 4 exons. The record is from RefSeq and is a predicted model, not a curated record. NCBI's taxonomy places the organism in Eukaryota, Metazoa, Mollusca, Bivalvia, Mytilida, Mytilidae.
UAUGAUAUACUGAAGGUUUUAAACUGCAUAGGUCCUCAUUAAAGCCGAAUACAAGAGCUCUGAUCGAAUACAAACGCCCAAGGGUAUUAUCAAAACUAAAAAAAAUCAUAUUGUGUAAAAAAUGAUCGAUGUAAGGAAAAUGCAAAGCAGAGCAUGGCAGAUUGAUACAUAAAAAAUAUAGAUUGGUUAAUGAUUUCCCGGAGUGCGUCGAAGGAGCACAAAUCAAUCGUUUUAUGGGCUAACAAAUAACGAAGUAUUCAUUGGAUUCCACUCUUCACGCAUUUUUGAUAAGACUGUUAACAAUUUGAUAUAAGAAAUUGGAAAGGAUAGAAAUUUAUAUACAUGCUUGUUUUAAUGGAAAUUGGAAGUAUUUCAUAAGAUGUAUUAUUAAGCGGAAAUACCAUCUCUUCUAAAGUAUUAUUGUUUUCCUAGAUACUAAUUUGUAUUGCCAUAGGUAAAACACUGCCUGAACUAAGUCUUGAUGAUGAUCACCGAGUAAAAUUGUAUCACCAUUCGCUCGGACAACAGCUGUACCUUUGUAGUCUAGGAUGGGAUGAUUUCGAUGCUGGAGUGCUCUGUAAAUCUUUUAACAUAACCUGGAUUGGAAAAGCUACAGUUGUUGACAACAUGCUAGAUUUACAGACUGCCCCUUAUUACAUGCAAUGUGGAGGACUUGAGACAAGUUUGUUCGAUUGUAAUUAUACGACGGAUGUUAAAGGUUGUAAUAUAACACAAGUAGCCGGUGCCAUAUGUUGUCAAGGUACAGACAAACCAGGGGAAUGUUUCAUGAAUUUAUCUCCUAAUCAAGUGUCUUUCGAAUUCUCAACCUUAGGACUUGCUGUAGGAAUACCCGCGGCCUGUAUUGCAGUGGUCUGCAUCAUCGUAGUCAUUGUGUUCAUCCGGCGAAGAUCUAUGGAAAGUAAUUGUGACAAAAAAAAUAGAAAUUCUCUGACAAGAAAUGGAGAAGAGAGUAGAAUUCAAGAGACUGAGUCAUAUGAAUAUACAAAUGUUGCUUCAAGAUUAUCUGAUCACACGUACGACCCGCUUGAAUCUACAGAACUGAACUGCAAGUCGAAAGACCGUAAAUUUCAGAACGAACAUAAAGAAUCUCUAACAAGUAAAUCGGAUGUGAGUAGAAUAAGAGAGACUGGUUUCGAUGAAUGUCCAAAUGUUGCUUCGGGAUUAUCUGACCACACGUACGACCCGCUUGAAUCUGCAGAAUUGCAUUGCAAGCCUAUAGAUAGUAAUUUUCAGAAUGAAAAUAAAGAAUCUCUCGCAGGAAAUGAAGAAAAGAGUAAAAUUUCAGAGAAUUGUUUCUAUGAAAGUACAAGCGUUACUUCGAGAUUAUCUGACCACACUUACGACCCGAUAGAAUCAGCAGAAUACUACAACAUGACAAAUGUAUCUGUUUCCUCUGCAAAAUGAUAUCAUGGUAAUGAACAGGUUUUGUGCAUGGAUCUCCUAACAAAAAGUGUACCUUUUCGAUUCACAUGUAAAAAGUAAAUAUGUGAUAUUUGGGAUUGAACAGAAUUGUGCAUGCAAUAAGAAGUCGUUGAAUUGCAUCUAAAUGUCGAAAAAUAUACAAAUGUGACCUUGAAACUCUCGAGGAUACAGUCAAUUCCAUAUGUGUGGAUUAGGUCUAAAUGUAAAGAACGGACGUAGAAUGAGGCAAACAUUUUUUUUUAUUUACUUUAACUUACGAUUUUCCGAAAAUAUGCCCUCAUAAUUUUGUUUUAUAACUGUGAGCUACACAUAUCAUGUAUUUGAUAUUCAGAUGCAGUUCAACAAGUUGUAAAUACAUGAAUAAUUUCAAUAGAAUUUAAAAUACAUCCCUAUUACGUAUACUCUAUCCCUUGAUUUUGUUUUACAUUCAACGAUUAGAUCAGUCCAAACAUUCAACUAGUGUGCUUAUACAUAUGUUUUCACUUUUUGCUUCAUGUUCAUUUUGGUGAAGCUUUAUCACCGUGACAUUGCUUUGAAAAUGGCAUUGCUCAAUUGUUUAAUUGUUCAAAUAGUUUCAAUUAUGACAAUACUGCCAGUAAUUUUGGUGCUUUAAUAAUAACUGAUUUUGUGGAGGUCAGUAGUCUUUUCUUUAAGAGAUAACUACAAUAUGUCAUGUACAUUGACCAUCUAUGCCGACUACUACGAUGUAUCAAAAAUUACUUAUAAUUGAUAUACUUCUGAGUAACUAGCACAGUCAAUUCAUACAAAUAACAACAUUUUGAAGAUUUUCUCUUUUUGUCUAUUUUCAUUCCGAAAUACUGAAAUUAAAUUUAAUAUAUAAUUUGUUUUCUUUUUAGACUUACAACAUGCAAUUAUAUACACCAUUAUUCAUUGUUUUAACAUACUUGUUGUUUUUGUUAGCUUUUUAUGUGCUUUGUGUGGUUCUGAUCACUUCAGCCAUUUGCAAUCCAUUUGUAUAGCUUGUCCGCUUAUGUUGUGCUGUUGAACCACUGUCCAAGGUUACGGGAAAGUUGGGAGCCAACAAACAUGUUAGACACGCCAUAUUCUUUAUGUUCCUGUCCCGAGUCAAGAGCCUGUAAUUCAGCGGUUGACGUUUAUUCCUGUAUAUCAUUUUUUUUUCUGUUUAUUGUGUUAUACCUAAAUAAAGUUAGCCUACUCUUUUGAUUUUUUUUACAUUUGUCAUGUCGGUGCCUUUUAUAGCUUUUUCAGCUUGUUAUGCGGUUUGGACAUUUACAUGCACAUAACAUGUAAAAUGUACAUAAAAUUGAGAAUGGAAAUUGGGAAUGUGUCAAAGAGACAACAACCCGACCAAAGAGCAGAAAACAGCCCAAGGACACCAAUGGGUCUUCAACACAGCGAGAAAAUUCCGCACCCGUAGGCAGGCUUCAGCUGGCCCCUUAACAACAAUGUGUACUAGUUCAGUGAAAAUGGACGUCACACUAAACUCCGAAACAUAUAAAUGAACUAAAAUUUAAAAACAUACUGACUUGGGACAAGCGCAAAAAUGCAGUGGGGUUAAACAUGUUUUGUGAUACCUCAACCCUCCCGCUAUACCUCUAGCCAAUGUAGAAUAAACAAACACACAGCAAUACGCAAAGAAAAUGUACAUUAAAAUCCUUAUCUCUUCAUCUUUAUUUUGUUUGAUUGUUUAUGUUUGUUUUGUUCCUUUUAAUCCUACUACAUCAAUUUAUCCACCAAGCAAACGUAAUAUACUGAUAAAUACAGCUUUGGCCUGACUACAUACUUGCACUUUUCAUAUCUGUUUGUAGACAUCAAGUUGCGCAUUGGUGUAUUUAUUAUUUUCUCCUAUUAUACAACGGAUAUUUUAAACUAUCCUAAUAACUGUUCAUUUCAUUGUCAUGGUAUAUCUGUAAAUUAAAAUACAAAAAAAAAGCGACAGCUGACAAUUUACCUCAAUUUGUCACGUUUUUUUUUUUUUUUUUUU